Molecule: messenger RNA, 428 nt
Organism: Amphimedon queenslandica
Lineage: Eukaryota; Metazoa; Porifera; Demospongiae; Haplosclerida; Niphatidae
Exons: 3
Source: RefSeq, a predicted model, not a curated record
CUGUUUUUAAUAUGGCAACUCCUCAUGAAGAAGAAAAAAUUGAAGUAAAAACUACUCUUCCUAUUCGGCCUAGCACAAGAAAUGCGUCUCAUGGCACACAAACUAAAGAAUUAGAUCAAAAGGAGCUAAUUAUGGUUACGUUACAAAGGGAUCGAUAUAAAAGAGAUUGUGAAAAUAAGGAUAAACAGAUUCUAGAGUAUCAUGAAGCUCUGGCGGAAAAGGAAACAGAAUCAAUGUAUCAAUCUUCAGUAAUCAAGGAGCUAGAGAAGCAAUUAGCAGCUUAUGCUGGUGGUGGUGAUAAUAAUAGUCCAUCAGAUCAAGGCACUAAAGUCAGAGAGCUUGAGGAUCAAAUUGCUAAAGUAGAAGAUGACAAAAGGCUACUAGUGAAAGCCCAAGAAACCCUUCAAAAUGAUUUGAGGGUAGCUGAU